Dentiscutata erythropus is the source of this 1091-nucleotide messenger RNA. The record is from the annotation of a GenBank genome assembly. NCBI's taxonomy places the organism in Eukaryota, Fungi, Glomeromycota, Glomeromycetes, Diversisporales, Gigasporaceae.
GCGGUAUCACUGGACCAGGAGACGGCACUUAUACAGAUGAUUUCUUCUUUUUAGAUUUAACCGUUCCAUUUUCUACAAUGUAUCCAACCAACAUGCCCUAUACAGUACUUGCAAACGUUCCUAUAAAAGUUGCAGCACAUACACUUGUAUAUUCAAGAACUGGGAUGAUUUAUUUAUUUGGUGGUUAUAGAGAACGUCCAGGAGGGAAUCAUAUCUACGAAUAUGAUAUUACUAAUAAUGCAUGGAGUGGGUUGACACCAAACACGGUUAAAAAUGGCACUGUAUUGCCAUCUAAUUCCACAACAAAGACUGUUGGUGUUAUAGAUAGUGACUUAACUAAUAUUUAUAUAUUUGAUAAUAGAACUAUUUACAUUUAUGAUACAGUAAAUAGUGUUUUAAGUAGUAUUCCAGGACCAUCUGUUUUAAAUUACCAUGGUGCUGUUUGGCUAAACACUAGUGAAAUUGCAUAUAUUGGUGGGUAUAACAGUUCAGGUAUAAAUGUUCCUAUGGAUAAGAUUCUUUUAUACGAUACAAAAUCUUCAGUAUGGACUACGAAGACAGCAAUAGCUAGAUCUGGUGGAAUACCAUCACCGAGACAGGGUCACACAGCAUCCAUAGCGUCGGAUGGUCGAAUUUUUAUAUAUGGUGGUUAUGACGGUCUUAAUACUUCAUCCAUUCCAACAUUUGCAGUUCUAGAGUAUAUUAAUGGAAUAUUUGAGUGGUCUUCUCCUCAGCUAUUUAAUCAAUCAUAUGUUUUUAGGAUUUAUCAUACCGCACAUAUAAUUGGAAAUCACUUGUUCAUUAAUUUUGGGAGAAAUUUAACACAAAGCAGAUUGAAUACUAUUGAUAUUAUAAAUAUAACGAAUAGAGAUAGAUAUUUUGUCAUCACAAAUUUUAUACCGCUAAACUAUACUACAAAACCCAUUUCUGCGAACAAUAUAAAACUUACUUCCACUUCAAUUAUAUUAAUUUCAGUAUUUGGUACUAUUUUUGGGAUCGCUUUAAUUGUUGGCUGUAUAUUUUUGAUAAUAUUCAUUCGAAAAAAGGUUGAAUAUAAAAAUAGUAUUAUUGCAACUCCUGGUUCAGGAUAA